AGAAGAAGAAGAAGAAGAAGAAGAAGAAGAAGAAGAAGAAUAGAAGAACUAGUCCCCAAUUGAUUAAUACAUUUCAUCAUGAUGAUUACUAUAGUGAUUAUUUCACUUCUGUUAUUUCAAUCAUUUCAAUCUACAGCAUCGAAUUCAAAUACAGAUACAACUGUCGCAACGCCUACUCCAUGGGAGAGAUUUAAAAACGGAUUCCAUGUACUUUUAGACUUAAUUUGUACAAUCAAUUCAUUCUGGCAAACUAUCAAAAAUAUCUUUGGAUAUAUAUUUUAAUGUAAAAUACCAUUUCAUUCAUAAUCAAAUAUGUAAAAGAAUUUUUUUCUUUAAAAAAAUCGAUUCUUUUUUUC
Molecule: messenger RNA, 356 nt
Organism: Schistosoma spindalis
Lineage: Eukaryota; Metazoa; Platyhelminthes; Trematoda; Strigeidida; Schistosomatidae
Source: the annotation of a GenBank genome assembly